This is a messenger RNA of Symsagittifera roscoffensis, 1111 nucleotides long. Its product is annotated as beta-1,3-galactosyl-O-glycosyl-glycoprotein beta-1,6-N-acetylglucosaminyltransferase-like. The coding region runs from base 299 to 1111 and encodes 270 amino acids. NCBI's taxonomy places the organism in Eukaryota, Metazoa, Xenacoelomorpha, Acoela, Convolutidae. Gene Ontology annotation, cellular component: membrane. The transcript has 2 exons. The record is from RefSeq and is a predicted model, not a curated record. Gene Ontology annotation, molecular function: acetylglucosaminyltransferase activity.
UAAACACAAGGUAUUCUUUUUCUUAUUCAGUUUGUGUCUUGUUUUGAAUAAUUCAAAGUUUGCUUAAAAAUUCAAAGUUGCUUCAAUGUUUCAAAGUUUGGUCUGCUUCAAAAUUUGUUUAAAUUUCCGAAAGAAAAUUUAUUGAACAAUUAUUGGAAAAUAACCUGAUGGUAUUUCCACAUAACUAUUCACAGGUGUCAUAUAAUAACUGAAUGAAACCCUAACUGAAAGACCUGAGAUCGUCAAAAAUUUCAAGUUACUUUUUUUACAACUUCGCUGCUCAGAUUUGUUUUUGAUUAUGAGCAAAACACGGUUUUUAUUGCUGUUUCUAACUAUAAAUUUCAGCGUUAUCCUUUAUUUGGGAUCUGGGUCAAACUUUUUUUUAUUUAUUAUCAAACCGGCUGCAGAUAAAGGAAAUGUUGAUUCAAAUUAUUUUACUGACGAUGUAGUUAAAUCUGCUCUCCAAAAGUGGCAAAAAACUAACAAAAACGUUUGUGAUCUUUGUUUUGCAAUAAUUGAUAGCCAAACAGACACGCUUGCAGCUGCCAAAUUAUUUGUACAAGAUACUCCACAUAGAUUUAAUUUCAAUUUUCAAAAUGACAGUUUUGAAAAUAACAGUUUUUGCGAUAAUUAUCUCGAAAAUGAGGCAAGUGUACCUUUGAUUUCACAAUCAAAGCUCAAACCUGAGGAGGAUUUCCCGUUGGCGUUUGGUCUUAUGGUUUAUCAUAACUUUGAACAAAUAGAACAGUUGCUUCGAGUUAUAUAUCGGCCUCAAAACUAUUACUGUUUCCAUGUCGAUAAAUCGUCGGAUGAUGCUUUUAAAGAACAGAUGGCCAAACUAGUGGAGUGCUUCUCCGACCAUGUUUUCCUGGCUUCCAACCCAGAAUACGUCGUAUGGGGAGAACACACAGUUCUGACAUCAGAGUUCUCCUGCAUGGAAGAUCUGGUCAAGAGAGGAUAUUGGAAGUACUACAUCAACAUAACAGGCGAAGAAUUCCCAUUGCUUUUAAACAUGGAAUUGGUCUACAUUCUUAGCAAACUUCACGGAUCCAACUUGAUUUCAUGUAUCACUUUUACAAACAGUACUUGUCAGACGUACGCUGCGAGCUGA